AUGGCGCAGAGUAAUUGGGAAGCAGAUAAGAUGCUUGAUGUUUAUAUUUAUGAUUAUUUGGUGAAAAAGAAGUUGCAUAACACUGCUAAAGCAUUCAUGACAGAAGGGAAAGUUUCUCCUGAUCCAGUUGCAAUCGAUGCUCCUGGAGGUUUUCUUUUUGAGUGGUGGUCUGUUUUCUGGGAUAUUUUUAUUGCGAGGACAAAUGAGAAACAUUCAGAGACUGCUGCAGCAUAUUUGGAGGCACAGCAGAUUAAAGUUAAAGAACAACAUCAACUGCAAAUGCAGCAGUUGCAAUUAAUUCGUCAAGCUCAACUUCAAAGAAGGGAUUCUAAUCAUCCUCCUCUUGGAGGUCCUGUAAAUACUAUCACCACAGAAGGAGUGCUUGGGCAAUCUACUGCAAGCGCUUUGGCUGCAAAAAUGUAUGAGGAACGGAUGAAGCACUCUAACCCCAUGGAUACAGAAACAUCCCAACCCCUUUUAGAUGCUAGAAUGGCCCUUUUAAAAUCAACAAAUCAUCCUGGUCAGAUGGUUCAAGGAAAUUCAGGAAGUGUGACCGCAGCUUUGCAGCAAAUCCAGGCUCGAACUCAGCAAACCCCUGUAUAUGCUUCUACUGUUCAGUCUUCAUUUGAAUUCUCUUCCUUCCAGGAUAUCAAAGGUGAAGUCAACAUGGGUUCCAUGCAGAGAUCCUUGCCAAUGGACCCCUCAUCAAUUUACGGGCAGGGAGGAAUGCAGUCAAAGCCUGGAAUUGCAAAUUCAGGUGAGUUUAUGAUUGAGUCUAUGGAAGCUUCACCAAUUUACCUAGACUUAUAUGCUUUUCACGAUCUUGGCAUUGAUCAAAUUCGUCCUGGUUUUGGAGCACCAGUUCAGAAGCCUCUCCUUCAGAGCACAAAUCAGUUUCAGCUUUUACCGCAACAACAACAACAACAGCUCCUUGCACAGGUACAGGCACAAGGAAACAUUGGCAAUUCACCAGUUUAUGGAGAUAUGGAUCCACAAAGAUUAAGGGGAUUAACUAGGGGAAGUUUGAAUGCUAAAGAGGGUCAAUCAAUUGCAAAUGAUGGAUCAAUAGGCUCUCCAAUGCAAUCUACUUCAUCUAAGACCGAGGUAGAUGAGUCAAUUAAGGUAGAAUCCGUGUUGACUAGAGAUGAUUUUCUUAGUGUUGGAAAGCCUACCCCUAGCUCACCAGAGAUGAUUUUCUUAGUUAUGUCUGAGAAGGCAUUCAGAGUUUCUGUCUUCCUGAUCAACAUGCCACAGAUCCAACAAUCUACCUCCCAGCAACAGCAGGAUCCUUUGCAUCCACAACAAUUGGUGCAGAAUAACCGGAAAAGGAAGGGGCCUACAUCUUCAGGACCUGCAAACAGUACUGGAACAGGAAAUACACUUGGCCCUUCUAAUUCUCAGCCAUCAACUCCAUCCACUCAUACUCCCGGUGAUGGAGUUGCUAUGGCGGUUAACUUGCAGAAUGUUGCUGGCGUAUCUAAAGGUUUGAUGAUGUAUGGUACUGAUGGAACUGGUGGUCUUGCAUCUUCCACAAAUCAGCUGUUGCAGGAUGACAUGGAACAUUUUGGAGAUGUUGGUUCCUUAGAGGAUAAUGUGGAAUCAUUUCUCUCACAGGAUGAUGGUGAUGGAAGGGACUUGUUUGGCACGUUGAAACGGAACCCUUCUGAGCAUGCUACUGAUGCUUCAAAAGGCUUUUCCUUUAGCGAAGUUAGUUCUAUACGCAAAAGCAACAGCAAAGUUGUUUGCUGUCAUUUCUCUUCAGAUGGGAAAUUAUUAGCUAGUGCUGGACAUGACAAAAAGGUUGUUCUGUGGAACAUGGAGACACUGGAUACAGAAAGUACUCCGGAGGAACACAGUCUGAUCAUUACUGAUGUUCGCUUCAGACCAAAUUCAACUGAGCUGGCAACUUCUUCAUUUGAUUCAACUGUUCGGCUGUGGGAUGCUUCAAAUCCAACCUUUUGUUUACAGGCAUUUAGUGGUCAUACUUCACAAGUGGUGUCCCUUGAUUUUCACCCAAAGAAAAAUGAUAUUUUCUGUUCAUGUGAUAAUAACAGUGAGAUUCGAUUCUGGAAUAUUAGCCAAUAUUCUUGUACCCGCGUUUUUAAGCAGGGAGGAUCUACCCAGGUGAGGUUUCAGCCUAGGGUUGGCCACCUUCUGGCUGCAGCAAGUGGAAGUAUUGUGUCUCUCUUUGAUGUUGAGACUGACAGGCAGAUGCACACAUUUCAGGGACACUCUGCAGACGUACAUUGUGUCUGUUGGGAUACAACUGGAGAUUACUUGGCAUCUGUGAGUCAAGAAUCUGUCAAAGUGUGGUCAAUUACAUCUGGGGAGUGCAUACAUGAACUUAAUUCCAGUGGAAACAUGUAUCAUUCUUGUGUUUUUCACCCAAGCUACUCAACUCUCUUGGUUAUUGGAGGAUACCAGUCAUUGGAGCUAUGGAACAUGGUUGAGAAUAGAUGUAUGACAAUUUCAGCUCAUGAGUGUGUGAUAUCUGCGCUAGCUCAAUCACCAGUGACAGGGAUGGUUGCUUCUGCCAGGGUAGAUUGUUUCAUCUUCUCUCAUGUGAAAGAAACUAUAACUAGCCAAAAUGUAAUCUCAGACAUGGAGAAGAAGGGUAAAGAAGGUCCUCCGAUCUCCCUCUUGGAUUUGCCUGAAUCCAUCUUGGAUUUCAUUCUCAAGUGCCUUUCUCCAGUAGACCUUAGCACACUGUCAAAGGUGUGUGUGUCCUUGAAGGGUAAAUGUGAAAGUGAUCACUUCUGGGAAAAUCACAUAAAACACAAAUGGGGAAGAGUGAUUGGUGAUGCUGUUUAUAAGGAGUGGUUGUGGCACAUAACAAUUGCCAGAGAUGGAAUUCUCUUGAAGAAUCAACACACCAAUCAAACUGGGUCAAUGGGUUCUUUCACUGGUGUUUGGCCUAAUCUAUACCUUGGUUCUUACUUGGAACACUGCAAGGUCCUCAAUGGUCAACGGUCAAACAACUUCAUGAUGUCUUUGUAUUUCUCUCUUGAGAGUGGUAGGUUUUGGUUUCCUGCUCAGGUCUACAAGGGUCUGAUGAUUCACAAUGCCUUGGUUAACUAUGACCCACAAUCUAAUACUUUUCAAGCAAGGUAUCAAAGUGGAGGUUGGAGAUGUAUAGGGAAGAACAUUGAGUGGGAUAUGGUGAGAGCUCCCUCAGUUGAUUCAUCUCCAUAUGGCAUGCAUGUCUCUCAUUGUUUAGAAAACUUGAAACCAGAGGAUCAUAUUGAGAUUCAGUGGAGGCCAAGUACACAGUGUCCUUAUGAUUGGUGGUACGCUGUUAUUGGUCACUUGGACUCAUGUAAUGAGAAUCGUUGUGAGUGUCAAUACAGUGAUACGUUGAUGGUGGAGUUCAGGCAAUACCCUGAAGAAUCAAACAUGAGACGAGUAAAGUUGUGCAGAAAGAGAAGUGGAGAAGAAGGUGAUAGAAUAAGUGGAUGUUAUGGAGGAAUUAGAAAGCUUCACAAUGAAGAUGAGAUUCAAACAUGGAAGAAGCUCUUCCCAACUCAAGUUCAGGAUUCAUAUAUUUCCUCCCCUUACCUUGGGGACGAAUACAUGAACAAGGAGGAAAAUGGGUGUGUGGAUGAUGAGCUUCUAGACUCCAACAAGAUUAGUGAAAGGGGAAGUGAAGCUUUGAAUGUGUGUGCAUAA
Messenger RNA from Sphenostylis stenocarpa, 3666 nucleotides. The record is from the annotation of a GenBank genome assembly. Lineage: Eukaryota; Viridiplantae; Streptophyta; Magnoliopsida; Fabales; Fabaceae.